GAAGCCACUUUGCCGACCGAAAAGAUCUCCGCGCUGUUUGCACGUUCGAUAAAACGGGUAAUUCUGUACAUAAAUUAUAGGUUUAGAAUUUAUGUGCCACGCUUAAACAGUAGAGCAGGCGGGUAGGCAGCUUCUCGGAGUUUCAAAAUGAAGCGACCCGGCCGUGUUUGCGGCUUGCGAGCGUGUGUUUGGCUGCUGGCGCUGGUGACUACCUGCAGUGGUUUAUAUGAAGACCAGAUCGGAAAAUUUGAUUGGCGGCAGCAGUACGUUGGAAAGAUUGUCCACGGUGCCUUUGAUACCACGUCCGUCGACCGUAUUAUCGUUGCUACGGAGAGUAAUGUGCUUGCUGCGAUCAGCGCAAAGACGGGAGACAUCGUGUGGCGCCAGGUGUUGGAGAGUGGUUCACGUGGUGAGGUGAAGUUACUUCACGUAUCGAACCCAUCGGCAACGGGCGCGCGAGUGGGUUCUCGGGGCCAUCAUCCCGGACACGAUGUGAUCACGGUCACCGGCAGCCUGCCAGCGCUCGUUCGUGGCUGGAACUCGAACACCGGCACACUAGAAUGGGAAUGGUCGUUGCUCCCCUCGGUGGACGAACAGGCCGCGGCCGAUGCCGUUUGGUUCGAGCACGAUGGAUUGCUGUAUCACGUGGUACCGGUGUGGGGCUCUCAUCUCGAAGUUACUCCCUAUCAGACCGUUUCGGGACAACAGGCACGUCCGAUGACUUCCCGCAUUGCUGCCAGCUGGACGGCAAAGGACCGUUGUGCUCUCACGGAAUCAUUUUUUGCCUGCACGAGCAAAGAUCAGCUGCUUGCACUGGAUUUGGCAGCGGACUCAAGCAGUACCAUACUGUCGAAACCACUCGGUGCGGAAGGAAUCGGUCGCCCAAAACCCGUUCGGGGUGAAGCGGCCGUCAUACAGAAUGGCCGUUACUACUCCUUACGCACCGAUCAAAAGCUAGCAUUCGGGGGUAAGGAUGCGGCACUCGUAGAUCGGACCAUCCAGGACGGUGAGCCGAUUCUGCUACGAGGAACGGUGGAUCGCGUUAACAAUCGAUUGUUGAUCGUCGCUCAUCGUUUGCGCGACUUUGUGAAACUUGACCCGAUCGAGUUCACCGUCGAUUAUACAGACACACUCGGCGAUCCGGAGCUAAUUAGUGUACGUUGCAAGCAGUCGGGCAGUGGCAGCGGGGCUGGGCUUGUCUGCCGGAUGCUGCUAUCGGCAGAAGAUGGAGCGAUUCUGCUGAUUCAGCAAGGAAAAAUCAAAUGGGUUCGAGAGGAGGCACUGGCCGAAGUUGCUACGGCCGAUUUCCUGGAUCUAACCCUGUCGGACGCAGAAGGAGCUAUAGAGGAGGAAUUGAACAAUAAGAAUGAAGAGAAUGGUUUAGAAUGGGACGUGUACGGUGCUUUUCAACGUCGUAUCUCGUCGCAGGCGCUCCAUUUGAAGAACCUUUUUCUGCACAUACUUGGAGUUGGACCGGCUCCAUCGAAAGCGCAGCGUGCUGGACUGGUGCGGGAUGAUUUCGGUCUGCACAAGAUGCUGGUCGUCGUUACGAACAGUGGCAAAGUGUUUGGUAUCGACAAUGUAUCGGGCAAGCAUCACUGGACCCGCUACCUACCGUCUUUUGUUGGCUUCGCAAAUGGCGUCCCAAUGAAGUUGCUCGUACAACGCACCUCGCGUUUCUAUCCGCUUCCAGCACAGUGUGUUAUCGUUGGCCGUGAUCGGACUACGCUGAACGGAUUGCUAUACAUCUUCAACCCAAUCACGGGGCAACCAGUACAGGGCGGCGGUGUGAUGGAGCUACCAUAUAGUGUUUCGCAAAUCUCGUUACUACACAAAACCGGGCCUGACUUCCUCAAGGCACUGCUCCUCCUGGACGAUAAGAAUGUGGCGCACGUGGUACCGGAAACGCUGGAAGUAUAUGCGGACAACUAUUAUAUGUUCAACGCUAAUCACCUGACAAGCCAGAUGAACGGUUUCCAUGUGCAGUACAAUCCAUCAUCAACGAAAAGCUCGAAGCUCACGACCACACCCUCGUGGCAAAUCGAUCUGAGCGGUGGUAGUAAGCGGCAACAGAUCAUAGCAUGCGAGGGUAAAAACCCCAUCGAGCACGUCCACUCACAGGGACGGGUCAUGGCCGAUCGUUCAGUUCUAUAUAAGUACAUCAACCCAAACCUAGUCGCUGUCGCCACUCACGGUGCCGACAACAUACACAAAUAUAUCAUGAAUGUACAUUUGGUAGACGUUGUCUCUGGUUCCAUCGUAUUCUCAAUGUCGCAUAAGCGCGUUCGACCACCCCUGCAUAUGGUGCACUCGGAGAAUUGGCUAGUCUACUCCUACUUCAACGACAAAGCACGACGUACCGAGAUUACGUCUAUUGAGUUGUAUGAAGGUAAAACACAGACCAACGGAACCGUCUGGAGCUCGCUGGAUGCCCCACCGCUACCAAUGGUUGAACGACAAUCCUACAUUCUCCCGGUGGCUGUAUCGGCACUGAAGGAAACAAUCACCGAGAAGGGUAUCACCAGUAAGCACAUUUUGAUUGGGCUAUCGACGGGUGCCGUUGCCGAAAUGUCCUGGGCGUUGCUAGAUCCCCGUCGUCCCGUUACCUCGCCGGAAAAAGCACGCGAAGAAGGCAUCAUGCCAUACAUGCCCGAAUUACCAAUGCCGCACGAAAUCCUGGUAAACUACAAUCAGACGGUAGCGAACCUGCGCGGUAUCCAUACGGCACCGUCCGGGCUCGAAAGUACCUGCCUGGUGCUGGUGCACGGUCUCGAUCUGUUCGUAACCCGUGUAUCCCCUUCGAAAACGUUCGAUCUGCUGAAGGAAGACUUUGACUACUUCCUCAUCACGAUCGUGUUGACCGCGCUCACCACAACGUCCUUCGUCGUCAAGCAGCUAGCAUCAAAGAAGAUCGUCAAACAGGCGUGGAAAUAAUAACAUGGCGAAGUAGCAGCCAUCGGCGUCAAAGAGAGAACGACCAAAAAGACAUUUAAAUGCAUUUUCUGUUAUCAAUUUCGUUUCCAUACAUUCACUCACGUUCACGGUAGUCACAUUGACGGUCACGGUUUUUUUUCUCUCUAUAUCGCAAUUCUUAAGUGGAAGUAAGAACGUUAUGGGUUGAGUUUGAAUUUUACCACCCGAAAAAGGAAGACAUGCAUUGCGAAUAGUUGCUUCUUCCAGCGGAACUAGCAUUUACCUUUAGUAUGUGUCCUCUGUAAUUCAAGGUUUUGCUAGGUUAAAUAAAGGCUUACACCAUCGAUGGGAAGAGAGAAA
Molecule: messenger RNA, 3273 nt
Organism: Anopheles darlingi
Lineage: Eukaryota; Metazoa; Arthropoda; Insecta; Diptera; Culicidae
Gene: EMC1
Product: ER membrane protein complex subunit 1
Exons: 6
Coding region: 148-2934 (928 amino acids)
Biological process (GO): protein folding in endoplasmic reticulum
Cellular component (GO): EMC complex
Molecular function (GO): protein binding
Source: RefSeq, a predicted model, not a curated record